UGAUACAGAUAUAGUAUAUAUACUACAUAAUUAAGCUUGAAUUAAUUUCGUCUUUCCAUUGCUCUUGGUUAUUCAGUCUCAUGCUAUCAUCAAGUCCAGAAUUGACUAAUAAAUAGGAGUUAUGAUGGAAGUUAGAUUGGUCUAUUUCUUUUCAUUAUUCUUAGUGUUCUGCAGUCAUGGAUAUGCAUUUGGCUGGUCUAGCUAUUCCCAUCCCAAUCUCCGCUACUACGAAACCAUCAAUGCUGCUCAGUUAAGGAACACGCAUAAAAUUGUGAAGAGAGGCGUCAACUUCAGUGCCAACAAACUCAACUCCAUUAAAGAGCUGGAAUUUAACGCGUUUGGACGUCAGUUCCGAUUGGUGCUGAACAGAAGGAGCGGGCUGCUGGGCCCACACUUCAAUGCAUAUGCUGUAGACGGUAAUGGCGUCGAGAAGCGUAUUGAUAUUGAUCACGAUGGGUUCCUCGAAGGGCGCGUCUAUGGCGAGCAGUCGUCUGAAGUGACGGCUCAUUUGGAAGAUGGCCGACUCACGGCCACCAUCCACACCCCUGACGAGUCAUACCACAUUGAGCCAUCGUGGCGACACAUCCCGAACGCGGACCCGGACGACCUCAUCGUGUACCGCGCGUCGGACGUGUUGCACUCCUGGGACGAUCCUGAAGUGGUGGGACGCAAGCAAAAGCUCAUGGAUUACAUCAAAGAGGGCAAUGAAACAACAGAUGCCGAUGAUGAAUGGGAGAGCGUGGACGAAAGUUCCUUUGACCAUCAGUGGACACCAUCCUUCAACAACGCUUCCCUGGAUGGCCCCCACAGGAGGGUGAAGCGCCAGCAGGCCGAGGCUUAUAACUUCAAUGGCGACAAGACGAGGUGUCCUCUCCUGCUUGUGGCUGACUACAGGUUCUUCAAGGAAAUGGGCGGUUCAAACUACAAAAGCACCGUCAACUAUCUCAUCAGCCUGAUCGACAGAGUGGACAAGAUAUACGAGAACACGGAGUGGCGAGACCAGAGCGACAACGGCGGCUUCCGCGGCAUGGGCUUCGUCAUCAAGAAGAUCUUGGUGCACCAGGAGUGGACGCCCGUGUCCAGCACGCAGGUCCACUACAACAUGCAGAAGGACAGCUGGGACGUCAGGAAUCUUCUUGAGGUGUUCAGCAGAGAGUACAGCCACAAGGACUACUGCUUGGCUCAUCUCUUCACUGACAUCAAGUUCGAGGGCGGCAUCUUGGGCCUCGCUUACGUUGGUUCUCCCAGACGGAACUCCGUUGGCGGCAUCUGCACUCCUGAAUACUUCAAGAACGGCCAUACAUUGUACCUGAACUCGGGUCUGAGCUCCUCCCGCAACCACUACGGACAGCGCGUGAUAACGCGUGAGGCUGACCUCGUCACGGCGCACGAGUUCGGCCACAACUGGGGCAGCGAGCAUGACCCUGACCGUCCUGAGUGCAGCCCUGGUGCCAGCCAGGGCGGGUCUUACCUCAUGUACACUUUUUCACAGAAAUUCUCGCCCUGUAGUCUGCGUGCGAUCCGGUCAGUUUUAGUGGCGAAGUCUUCACGAUGUUUCACGGAGCCCGAGGAAUCUUACUGUGGCAACCAGCGCGUCGAGGGACAAGAAGAAUGUGACGCGGGACUCGUGGGACAAGACGACGUCGACGCCUGCUGUGACAAGCACUGCCAGCUGCGCACCACAGGCGCCAAGUGUUCGGACAAGAACUCGCCUUGCUGUCAGAACUGCCAAUACAUGAACAUGAACGUCAAAUGUCGUGAGGCUCAGCGUGCCACAUGUGAGAAGGUGUCGCGCUGCACAGGCACUAGUGCUACCUGCCCCAAGGCGGAGAGUAUGCCUGAUGGCACGCCAUGCAUCGAGAAGGGCGAGUGCAAGGAUGGCAAAUGUCUGCCGUACUGCGAGGUGCAGCACAUGCAGAGCUGCAUGUGUGAUACAAUUGAGAACGCUUGCAAGCGCUGCUGUCGUAAGAACCUCAACGACACCUGCUUCCCCAUCAAGCCUGUGGACAUCCUGCCCAGUGGCACUCCUUGCAUCCACGGCUUCUGUAACGAGGGCAAGUGCGAGAAGACGGUUCAGGACGUGGUGGAGCGCUUCUGGGACAUCAUCGAAGACAUCAACAUGAACACCGUGCUGAUGUUCUUACGCGACAACAUCGUGGGCACGGUGCUCGUGGUGUCCGUGCUCAUCUGGCUGCCGGCGAGCUGCGUGUUUAGCCUUGUGGACAGGCGAGUGAGGUCCAACUAUGAGAAAUAUGUACGCUGGUACUACAGUACUGAGCUCAUACAUCCUAAUGACAGUGUCAAGGUGAUCGUAAGCAAGCGUACCCGAGUACCCAACAGCGGCACUCAUCAUAAUCUGGAUGUGCGUCAUCGUCCUGAGGGAGCUGAGACACGGCCACCUCUCUCUACCCCACACUGUAAUCCCCCUCACUCACACCACUUCGCUAGCCCUCUCUAAAGCUGCUCUUUUAAUCGUCUCCUUCUCUAUCCAUUCAUGCUAUCCCUCUCCUCACAAUACGUCGCUAGCCCUCUCUAAAGCAGCUCUCAUAAUCGUCUACUUUUCUACUCCUAUGCGAUCCUUCCACUCACACCACUUUUCCAGCCCUCUUUAAAAGAGCUCCCCCAAUCGUCUCCCUCUUUAAAGCCCUCUAUAAUCCCUCUCACUCGCACCUCUUCGCCAGCCCUCUCUAAAGCAGCUCUCAUAAUCUUCUCUACUCAUUUCUGCGAUCCCUCCACUCACACCACUUCUCCAGCCCUCUUUAAAAGAGCUCCCUCAAUCGUCUCCCUCUUUAAAGCCCUCUAUAAUCCCUCUCACUCGCACCAUUUCGCCAGCCCUCUCUAAAGCAGCUCUCAUAAUCGUUGAAGUGUGGACUGUCACAGUCAUUCACUUUCCUAGUGUCUCCUGAAUAGUUUCUUUCCCUCUUUGUUCACAUAUAGUUCUACAAGAGGUUAUUUACACUCGCUUGCCCUUGAGUACCUUUUGCAAUUAUAUUCUGUAGUUUAAAACUGAAUGAUUCCGAAAAUGAUUAUUUAAAUUUAGUCUCUUUAUUGAAUUCCAUUCUCAUAUUACAUAAAUUGGAAAUGCCUCACUAGUUUAAACUUAGUAACUUGCACUGCGCAUCCUCUAUAAAAUAGAACCAGUUUUUCGUCUUGCAAAAUUUGUAAUCCGGCGGCUAUGUAGAAUUGCUGAUAAAAUAGCUUGGGCAUUGCUUGAGCAGCCAUCGGUCGGUAUCAUACCACGAUACCUGGCAUUGGUAUUCCUAGUUGAUCUCGGAUUUUUUGGCAUCUAAUUUAAAAAAAUAUAGAAGAUAUUUUGUAAUCUGUUAUUUUCGUUUUUUGUUGAUCUCUGACAAGCUUGUCGUUUUGUCAAUGUCCGAAGAUUUUGUUUUAAAGUAGUUGAACUAUUUUUCAUAGUUUAAAUAUAGUUUUUAAAGUGACGCUGCUAUGAUAUUAUUUUCGACUUGAGAUCUCAACUUCAAGACAUUCCUACGCCGCACUAGACGUGUAAAAUAUUAUCAAUGGUUAGCAUAGAUAAAUUAAUGUAAGGCGAGUGUCUAUUUUAAAAGUGUAAUUGUCUUUGAGCUUCAACAUAAAGCUUAUCAUUUUAAUUAUCAUUCAAGUAGCUUGUUUAAGUAUUUUAUAGAUCGUUAUUUCCUUCGUGGAAGGUUUGAGUAAUGUUCAAAAUUCAUCAUUUGUAUGCCUUGUUCAAAAAAAUGGAACAAUUAGGUGCAAGGCAAACAGCGUUUAAAUGAUCACGUUAAAUAACGUUAAUCGCAUUAUUUAUUUACUUCCUCUAAAAAUACAAGUAUUUACCCGUGUAAAUCUUAAUUAUUACGGGUCAUGAAAUAGUACCAUAACUGCAACGCAAUUACAUCAGAGGCGUUUGCUUCCUAAAGCCUGUCGAUAAUUAGUCGUCUGAGCAGCCAUUCUUUUUAAUCAUAAAAUGGACACUAAAAUUGUUCUCAUCACUUAUGCGCCUCAGUCAAUUUGAUGUGUAUUCUUUACAAAACUAAGUGCUCUGCUGUGUCUGGUUUCCUUGCAGUUAGUUACUUUUACAUUCAAUCUAAAAAAUGUUAGUUAGUUACUCGAGCCAUUUUUCUAGUUCACAUCAGAUGCACCAACUUGACACCGUAUAUCUUUCUCAUUGUUGAUAACAACGUACGGUAUGUGUCGUUUGAUUGUACUAAGUGAACUUUUCCUUAGUUUCUGAAGAACUUGAAAUAAUUCUUAAUUCCUAUCGUUGCAGAAAAAGAGCGAAAGUGGCACUGAAAACUCGGUCUUGAGAAGAAGGUAGUAUUGUGUGUGUCUAACAAAGCUUUAAUAAUUGUGCGGAACGGAAAUUUUGAUGUGGUCUAUGUCCGAGAAAAUAUUUUGUGUGGUGUAUCCUAUUUUGUGUUGUCUAAUAUUCAAAUUCAUCUUCUGCAUACUCUAGUCUAGGUCAUUUGUAAUGAAAAUAGUUGUAGGCAUACCGUGAUCCACAUUCUUUGUAUUUUAAGUCUAUAGAUAUACGAUACAUGUAGAAAUCAAGCACAUCUGAUUCAGUGUUUUUCCAUAUUCUAUUACGAUAUAUAUUCUUAGAGUUUUAAAUUAAUGUUAUGGAAUUAAUUUCUGAAGCUAACAACAUUCAUGUAUCUUGAAUUCUCUUUUAUCGCGUCCCGUUCUCAUGCUCUCAUGCCAUCAUUUUAUGUAAGACUGUGUUUAUCAAAUGAAAUAUUGUUGUCUUUGAACAAAGACGUUUGUUUUGUGUAUUUUGAUGGAAUUACUACUCCAGUAUUACUAAAUUUUAAUUGUUUAUAAGUCGAAAUAGAUACAUGUUUAUAACCGGGAACUAACUUCCCUCGUUUCGAUUCUUCUUCACGCUUCAGCUUAAGUGAAUAAAUUGAAAUAUUCAUGAGAUAAUCUGUUUGAACGGAUUUAAUAUCGAAGGCAUGCAAAUUUUUUCCCUAUAGGUGUCCACAAACUAUAAUUAUGUAGCACUGAGCACAAAUAAUAUUGAAUAAUACUGAAUUAUUCUUAGUGAUACAGGGAGAGCUGGAUCAAGAUGAGCUGCUAUUUGUGGUGUUUGGUUAUCGUAAUUUGCUUCUGGGGGGAAAUUUCCAGAAAUUUUGCGUUUACUUUGAUUUAAUUAUUACAAGUUGCUGGCAUCAAGGCUAUGUUUCUGCCUGUUAUUUAUGUACGGGUAAUUCUCGUAUUCUUGAUUUUGUUUUCCCAUGAUUCUCACUUGAUUUUUACUGAAAUCUGAACAAACUGACGCCAUGGGCCUAUUUAUUCAGUGCCGACACUUCUAUUCUAUUCUAUUCUAAGUGUCUUUUACCGUUUAAUAUUUAACGUGCAUUUGCCUGAGUAUUGCCAUGAUCCAUAUUUUUAAAAGAAAUGGCCAAGUAAAGCCAAUUAAUUACCCAUCAUUGGGAGAUGGUAAAUUCCUUCAGAGCUCCUAUGCCGUUAAUUUAAGAUAACCUGAAGAUAAGGAGCAUGAAAGCGUGCGAGUUGGUAUUAACGUGACAGCAUGCAAUCGUUGUGCAUGACGAAUGGAGUGACACGAAACUAACUUCGGUGUUUGUGAAGGAAGAAAUUUUGGUUUUGUUCUGUGGUUUUCGAAUGUCGACGUUAAUACGUUCCAUGUGGAGUGUCGACUUCUCAAACGACCAAAUUUCAAAUAAAUUUUUAAUCGAAGGAAAUUAUCGAAAACCAAUUAACUUGAUUCGAACUUGAAUUUUCCUUAUAAAACUUUUGAUUUAUAUUGAAUGAUUGCUCUUUUUCCUGAAAAAAAAAUUACUAAUACAUGCUAAAAUAAACAGCCUUUUAAAUAUUCGACCUAACUUGAUAGUAGCUAUAGCGUACGGUAUCAUUAAACGCUGCUUACUUCGAUAUUGAGGAACAUCUUUGGAUCGACUGAGGAGUGUCUGUUAGAGGGCCAUACACUGGAAAACAAAUCCUUUUCUUAAAGUACACCUAGAAUCUGAAUGUGGAAUUUUUUGGCAAAAUUCAUUCAUUAAUUCUCUGCGAAUUUAUAUUCUGUGGCUGUAUCAGUUACGCUUCCUCCUAUAUCAUGGUUUUGAGUGACCGCCUUUUCAAUUCUUUAUUCUCAUUAUUUUCCUUUUGUCAGUAUCUCCAUGUUUCUUUCUCGGGACCCAUUUUUCACUUGAAUUGUUGUAUAAAGUGAACAAAAUAUCGUGCAAUCUGCAUAAACGACGGGCAGAGACCAUGUGACAAAUGCAACAGACUAACACCAACUGGCGCUAGAUGAGCAAAUCGGCAUUUUCGGAGUCGCGUCGAAUUUCAUAUUUCCGUCGACUACUGAGUUAUAUUUUAUAAAAAAUUUGCGUAUUCGUCCGAUUCCUAAAACUGUCGACUACCUGGGUUCCACUGUACUAUGUACUUGAUUUUUCAUUAGUACUGUUAGUAUGCACGCAUUACCGUACUUUAAUGACUUAAAAUAAGGGAAAAUGUCACUUCUGUUUAGAUAGGCGUUUUUGGUCGUUGCUGUCAGUAAUUGAUUAUAAGGGUUGAUGAUUUGUUUAUAGUUGUAAUGCAGCGCAAGUAUCCUGACCUAGCACCCUAGCUUUAUUAAUGCACGACCUGUCUAACAGACACUCAGAUUGCCCCAAUAGUGAAAUACAAACUCACCGUGGCAGUAUAUAUGUUACUUUUGAUUGUGUUACUUUUAUUUAUAAACUAAGCUUAUUAGUUUGGGAAAAUUUUAAAUGUUCCACUCUGUAAUUCAAGUCCAUUGAUUCAAAUACUACAUUCAUUUUUAGGUAUGCGUAUUUUCCAUAAUACGUCUAAUGGUAAUUUAAGCUUUAAUUUAUAAUAUGUUCCAUGUAGGACAUAUCGAAGUGCAUAAUUAUUUAAGUCGUUCAAAAAUUAGCUCUGUUAAGAUUGAUCGGUUAUGAAGGUUUUUAUCAUUUAAAACCGAAUAUUUAUUGCAACGCGGCCAGUUUAACGUAUGUCGUUUAUGAUUUAAAUACAAGAUAAUUACCAUUGUUCCGUUGUACAGUGCGGCACAAUCGUUAGAUGUUUUAGUGAAUAAACCCUCGUAUAUCUGCA
Hyalella azteca is the source of this 7047-nucleotide messenger RNA. RefSeq names its product ADAM 17-like protease (gene Tace). Gene Ontology annotation, cellular component: plasma membrane. The transcript has 11 exons. The record is from RefSeq and is a predicted model, not a curated record. Gene Ontology annotation, molecular function: metalloendopeptidase activity. Gene Ontology annotation, biological process: Notch signaling pathway; membrane protein ectodomain proteolysis. Lineage: Eukaryota; Metazoa; Arthropoda; Malacostraca; Amphipoda; Hyalellidae. The coding region runs from base 122 to 2458 and encodes 778 amino acids.